Molecule: messenger RNA, 12498 nt
Organism: Salvelinus fontinalis (brook trout)
Lineage: Eukaryota; Metazoa; Chordata; Actinopteri; Salmoniformes; Salmonidae
Exons: 2
Coding region: 5760-6701 (313 amino acids)
Source: RefSeq, a predicted model, not a curated record
AUAUAUACAUAUAUCACACACACACGUUUGUAUAUAUAAUAUUGUGUGUAGAUUGCUGAGGAAUUAUUUUAAUUUAAUACAUUUUAGAAUAAGGGCAAGAGGUCUGAGUCAAGAGGUCUGAGUACUUUCCGAAGGUACUGUAUAUGCGAUGCAGUGUAAUCGAUUUGGAUGGUCAAACGCUGGCAUUGCUACAUAGGGGGACUGAGUUUUGCGUCGACCCCCUCGCUGGGUUCCUUCGCAUACAGACUUGUCAGUGUGUGUUCGUUGAUGUGGUUGUUUUUUUCCAUGCAUCAUGGAGAUGUUGAUUUCAUCAUGAUUAUAUGGUAGAAGCAUCACUCUUGUGAACAUGUCACACGUGAGCAUGCACGUGUACCUUGCAAAAGUAUUCUGAGCACUUUGGAUUUCUUCACAUUUUAUUGUUGCAAAGUGGGAUUAAAAUAGAUUUUUGUCAACAAUCUACACAAAAAAUACUCUGUCAAAGUGGAAGAAUAUACAGUACCAGUCAAAAGUUUGGACACCUUCUCAUUCAAGGGUUUCCUUAAUUUUUACUAUUUUCUACAUUGUAGAAUAAUAGUGAAGACAUCAACUAUGAAAUAACGCAUAUGUAGUAACCAAAAGUGUGAAACAAACCAAAUAUAUUUUAGAUUUGAGAUUCUAUAAAGUAACCACCCUUCUCCUUGAUGACAGCUUUGCACACUCUUGGCAUUCUCUCAACCAGCUUCAUGAGGUAGUCACCUGGAGUGCAUUUCAAUUAACAGGUGUGCCUUGCUGGAAUUUCUUUCCUUAAUGCUUUUGAGCCAACCAGUUGUGAUGUGUGGUAUACAGAAGAUGGCCCUAUUUGGUAAAAGACCAUGUCCAUAUUAGAGGUUGACCGAUUAUGAUUUUUCAAUACCGAUACCGAUUAUUGGAGGACAAAAAAAGCUGAUACCGAUUAAUCGGCCGUUUUUUUAUUAUUUAUUUAUUAUUAUUUUUAAAUAUACACUGCUCAAAAAAAUAAAGGGAACACUUAAACAACACAAUGUAACUCCAAGUCAAUCACACUUCUGUGAAAUCAAACUGUCCACUUAGGAAGCAACACUGAUUGACAAUACAUUUCACAUGAUGUUGUGCAAAUGGAAUAGACAACAGGUGGAAAUUAUAGGCAAUUAGCAAGACACCCCCAAUAAAGGAGUGGUUAUCCAGGUGGUGACCACAGACCACUUCUCAGUUCCUAUGCUUCCUGGCUGAUGUUUUGGUCACUUUUGAAUGCUGGCGGUGCUUUCACUCUAGUGGUAGCAUGAGACGGAGUCUACAACCCACACAAGUGGCUCAGGUAGUGCAGCUCAUCCAGGAUGGCACAUCAAUGCGAGCUGUGGCAAGAAGGUGUGCUGUGUCUGUCAGCGUAGGGUCCAGAGCAUGGAGGCGCUACCAGGAGACAGGCCAGUACAUCAGGAGACGUGGAGGAGGCCGUAGGAGGGCAACAACCCAGCAGCAGGACCGCUACCUCCGCCUUUGUGCAAGGAGGAGCACUGCCAGAGCCCAGCAAAAUGACCUCCAGCAGGCCAAAAAUGUGCAUGUGUACUGUGCCACUGGGUACUGGACUUCCUGACGGGCCGCCCCCAGGUGGUGAGAGUAGGUAACAUUUCCACCCCGCUGGGGCUCCACAUGUGUGCGUUCUGAGCCCUCUCCUGUACUCCCUGUUCACCCACGACUACGUGGCCAUGCACGCCUCCAACUCAAUCAUCAAGUUUGCGGACGACACUACAGUGCUAGGCUUGAUUACCAACAACGAUGAGACAUCCUACAGGGAGGAGGUGAGGGCCCUCGGAAUGUGGUAUCAGGAAAAUAGCCUCACACUCAACGUCAACAAAACAAAGGAGAUGAUCGUGGACUUCAGGAAAAAGCAGAGGGAGCACCCCCCUAUCCACAUCCACGGGACAGUAGUGGAGAGGGUAGUAAGUUUUAAGUUCCUCGGCGUACACAUCACGGACAAGCUGAAUUGGUCCACCCACACAGACAGCGUUGUGAAGAAGGCGCAGAAGCGCCUCUUCAACCUCAGGAGGCUGAAGAAAUUCGGCUUGUCACCAAAAGCACUCACAAACUUUUACAGAUGCACAAUCGAGAGCAUCCUGACUGCCUGGUACGGCAACUGCUCCGCCCACAACCGUAAGGCUCUCCAGAGGGUAGUGAGGUCUGCACAACGCAUCACCGGGGGCAAACUACCUGCCCUCCAGGACACCUACACCACCCGAUAUCACAGGAAGGCCAUAAAGAUCAUCAAGGACAACAACUACCCGAGCCACUGCCUGUUCACCCCGCUAUCAUCCAGAAGGCGAGGUCAGUACAGGUGCAUCAAAGCAGGGACCGAGAGACUGAAAAACAGCUUCUAUCUCAAGGCCAUCAGACUGUUAAACAGCCACCACUAACAUUGAGUGGCUGCUGCCAACAUAGUGACUCAACUCCAGCCACUUUAAUAAUGGGAAUUGAUGUAAAAAAUGUACCACUAGCCACUUUAAACAAUGCCACUUCAUUAAAUGUUUACACACCCUACAUUACCCAUCUCAUAUGUAUAUACUGUACUCUAUACAAUCUACUGCAUCUUUCCAUCUUUAUAUAAUACAUGUAUCACUAGCCACUUUAAACUAUGCCACUUUUAUAUUUACAUACCCUACAUUACUCAUUUCAUAUGUAUAUACUGUACUUGAUACCAUCUACUGCAUCUUGCCUAUGCCGUUCUGUACCAUCACUCAUUCAUAUAUCUUUAUGUACAUAUUCUUUAUCCCUUUACACUUGUGUGUAUAAGGUAGUAGUUGUGGAAUUGUUAGGUUAGAUUACUCGUUGGUUACUACUGCAUUGUCGGAAAUAGAAGCACAAACAUUUCGCUACACUCGCAUUAACAUCUGCUAACCGUGUGUUUGUGUGACAAACAAAAUUUGAUUUGAUUAUGUAUAUAUAUAUAUUCUUUUGUUUGUUGAUACUGUAAAUUAAAAGGUAUAACUAAAACCCCUUUUAGGUUCUAAAUUCGUUCAGGAGUAAAAUUUUGUUUAACAAAUCAUGUAAUGAGGUACAUGAUUUUUUUAUACAAUCAAUCAGACAUUGAAUAUCUCUUUAAGCAUGGUCAAGUUAAUAAUUAUGCUGUGGAUUAUGUAUUCAAUCACCCACACACAUCAAACAUAGCUGUUCUUCUGAGCUGCAGGACAGGACGGAAAUUGCUCAGGGAUGUUACGACGAGGCCAUUGGUGAUUUUAAAACGGCGAGAGUUCAAUGUCUGUGAUGGUAGAAAACUGAGGUUGGAUCAACAUUGUAGUGACUCCACAAAAAUGACCUAAAUGACAGAGUGAAAAGAAGAGAACAAUUUUAUAAAAUAUUCGAAAACAUGCAUCUUGUAUGCAACAAGGCACUAACGUAAUACUGCAACAACACAACAGACACAGCCAUUUUGGCUUAAAUGCAAUGUUUGGGGCAAAUCCAACACAUCAUUGAGUAACUGUCUCCUGAUUUUCAAGCAUAGUGGUGGCUGCAUCAUGGUAUGGGUGUGCUUGACAUUAGCCAAACUGGGGCUAGUUUUUCAGGAUAAAAAUAAAUAGGAUGCAGCUAAGCACAGGCAAAAUCCUAGAGGAAAACCUGCUUCAGUCUGCUUUACACCAGAGACUGGUAGAGGAAUUCACUUUUCAGCAGGACAAUAACCUACAACACAGGGACAAAUCUACACUGGAGUUGCUAACCAAGAAGACAGUGAAUGUUUCUGAGUGGCGAAGUUAGUUAUAUCUGAUUGAAUAUCUAUGGCAAGACUUGAAUUGCUGACUAGCCCUUAUCCCCAACAUCUUGACAGAGCUUGAACAGUUUUAAAAGAAUAAUGGGCAAAUAUUGCACGAUCCAGGUGUGCAAACUAGGGUUGGGCGAUAUAUCAAAUUAAGUUGAUUAAUUUGUUUUUGCGCCAUAUUCCAAAUGCGACAAGUUUAGGUUAAAAAUAAGUGCAGAGAAACGCAUUGGGCUUAUUUUGGCGAGAGUGAAACCUCUCGUUUCGCCUCUUUCUCCCAUGCCCCUCCCACUCACAACCUUAAAGAUGAGACAUCACUUCUUCCCCUCUGACAUCCGGUUUCAACACACUAUUUGAGGUUUGGCCCAACUGAAUGGGUCAUGUGGACAACGUAACACAUGGGGACCAUUAUUUUACUGUAAUAGAGAAGGUAACCUUUGAACCAUACCCCCGUAUAUGUUUAAACUCUUCAAAUGUUGAGCAGACCAGACACUACUAAAAUGACUGCACCAAUGAACUUUCAUUCUGGAAAAGUAAUACUCAGUUUGUCGCGUGAGCUUUACUGUCCACGUGUCGCUAGAAGCAUUUUUGUCAAAUAAAGAUUGUUAUACUAGCUGUUUAUUCUGUGUUUUUAUAAACAUGCAAUUUGCAUAAAACCUUUAAGGAAUUUACGACACAUUUUCAUUCUGAGAAAUAAGGCAGGUCACUUGAUUUCAACAUCUGAACUAAGUUGACAGGCUUGCAUGCUGUUCAAACAGUUGGAGGCGGACAGAACAAUUCAAGUGUUUUGCCUUGUUAGCUGAAUUCGGAGCUUGUGAAAUUUGACCUAGAUCCAAGUUGGCUAAACUUGAAAUAAAAGUAUUAGCUGGCUACUCACUAGCACUUGGGCAUGUGACAUUGUUCAUGAGACCAAUGUUCAUUUUCUAUAGUGCCAGCUACAUUAUUAGUGAAUGUGCAUGGUUCUGGUUAAAUUGAACAAAAAGGCAAUUUUUAUAGAUUGACCUGAAAGCCAGAUCAGUGAUUAUUGCAAAAAAAUCAGGUACAACUAUUUUGAUAAAAUAAUUCACUUGUUAGUGGGUCUUAUGGUUGUGGAAGGCGUAUAUUCAGCCAAGGUAUAAUUUCACAAGCUUUGAAUUCAUUAGCUUAUUGCUGACUGUUUUUUAAAUACAGUGUAUUUGACCUUUUAAUUGUACAACAAAGCUUAUUUAGAGAGAACAUUUAAAAAAUGUAAAUAUAUCGUGGAUCGCCCAUAAGUUUGAAAAAAUGUUUUUAUUGAUUCGGGGAGCUGAAUACUUAUGCAAUGACUAUUUUAGUUAACUUCUAUUAAACUUAAAAUAAUGUUAAUUCCUCUUCCACUUUGACAGAGUAUUUUGUGUAGAUUUGUUGACAAAGUUAUUAAAUCAAUAUGAAUCCCACUUUGUAACACAAUAAAAGGUGAUGAAAUCAGAGGUCUGAAUACUUUUGCAAGGCACUACCUACCUCUUGAUGAUGGAAUGUGAUUUGUAAAUGGUAAAUAAAUAGUAAGCAUAUAUGUUAGGUUUAAAGAUUGAAUACUUCUCCCAGACUCCCACCAGAGAAGCUGCUGGACCUAAAUAAGUGAAAUAAUUACUCAAAUAUUCUUCAGGGUCAUAUUUAUUAGGCACCAAACAGAAGAAAACUGACUUAAACAGUGAGGGAUUAUUUGAACUAGUCCAAUAAGAAGUGCAAUUGUUUGCCUUGCAAAACCUUUUGCCACGGUGUACUCUAAUGAAUAUUACCCAGGACUUUGUCGCUCACUGGCUGGAAACAGAUUAACCCCUGUGUCCAAGUUUCUCCAUCAAACAAAAUGAGCGUUCUCCCCUAUUAUGCAUUGUUUGAGGCAUGGAGAGCGAGGGAACGAGAGGGAGGAAGAGAGCUAGAGUACCGUGACCCAAAUAAAUAAGCGCAUGCUAAUGAACCCAGGCACUAGAAUUCAAUUUGGGUCAAUUAAUGUGGUGACCAAUGAUUAGUCACUUGAUGGAGGGGUAGAGGAGAGAAAUCCAUGAAGGAAAAGCGAGGAUUUCACUGGCAGGCCCUACCAGCUUCUCCAGCCCUGGCCUAUGUUUGUUCUGUUUAUGUUUUCUCUGUUCUCUUUGUCGCUGUUGUCUCAAUUCAAUUUCAAUUCAAUGUAUGUCUUUCUGAUCUCUCUCUGUCGCUCUUCUCUCUGUCGCGCUUCGUCAUCUCUCCCUGUCAAGUUCUCUUCUCUCUGUCGCGCUUCGUCAUCUCUCCCUGUCAAGUUCUCUUCUCUCUGUCGCGCUUCGUCCUCUCUCCCUGUCAAGUUCUCUUCUCUCUGUCGCGCUUCGUCCUCUCUCCCUGUCAAGUUCUCUUCUCUCUGUCGCGCUUCGUCCUCUCUCCCUGUCAAGUUCUCUUCUCUCUGUCGCGCUUCGUCCUCUCUCCCUGUCAAGUUCUCUUCUCUCUGUCGCGCUUCGUCCUCUCUCCCUGUCAAGUUCUCUUCUCUCUGUUGCGCUUCGUCCUCUCUCCCUGUCAAGUUCUCUUCUCUCUGUCGCGCUUCGUCCUCUCUCCCUGUCAAGUUCUCUUCUCUCUGUCGCGCUUCGUCCUCUCUCCCUGUCAAGUUCUCUUCUCUCUGUCGCGCUUCGUCCUCUCUCCCUGUCAAGUUCUCUUCUCUCUGUCGCGCUUCGUCCUCUCUCCCUGUCAAGUUCUCUUCUCUCUGUCGCGCUUCGUCCUGUCUCCUUGUCAAGUUCUCUUCUCUCUGUCGCGCUUCACUCUUUCUCCCUGUCAAGUUCUCUUCUCUCUGUCACCUCUCCGCUCACUCAUGCUGUCGCUAUUUCCCUUGCUAGUUUUUGCUCUUUUCCCAUGUUUUUCUUUCUUUCCAUGUUUAUUUCUCGCUCUCUGUUCUCCUUCUCUGUUACUGCCCCCUCUGUCUCGAAAUUCAGUGGGCUUUAUUGGCAUGGCAAACAUAUGUUUACAUUGCCAAAGCAAGUGAAAUUGACAAGAAACAAAAGUGAAAUAAACAAUCAAAUUACACUCACAAAAGUUUAAAAAAUAUAGACAUUUCAAAUAAAAUCACAUUUAUUUAUAUAGCUCUUCUAAGAUCAGCUGAUAUCUCAAAGUGCUGUACAGAAAGCCAGCCUAAAACCCCAAACAGCAAGCAAUGCAGGUGUGGAAGCAAGGUGGCUAGGAAAAGCUCCCUAGAAAGGCCAAAACCUAGGAAGAAACCUAGAGAGGAACCAGGCUAUGAUGUCCUCUUCUGGAUGUGCCGGGUGGAGAUUAUAACAGAACAUGGCCAAGAUGUUCAAAUGUUCAUAAAUGACCAGCAUGGUCAAAUAAUAAUAAUAACAGUAGUUGUCGAGGGUGCAACAUGUCAGCACCUCACAUCAUUGAGAGUAUCUCUACCUCUACUGCUGUCUCUAGAGAUUUGAAAACAGAAGGUCUGGGACAGUUAGCACGUCCGGUGAACAGGUCAGGGUUCCAUAGCCGCAGGCAGAACAGUUGAAACUGGAGCAGCAGCACGGCCAGGUGGACUGCGGACAGCAAGGAGUCGUCAUGCCAGGUAGUUCUGAGGCAUGGUCCUAGGGCCCAGGUCCUCCGAGAAAAAGAAAGAAAGAGAGAAUUAGAGAGAGCACACUUAAAUUCACACAGGACACCAGAUAAGACAGGAGAAAUACUCCAGAUAUAACAGACUGACCCUAGCCCCCCGACACAAACUACUGCAGCAUAAAUACUGGAGGCUGAGACAGGAGGGGUCAGGAGACACUGUGGCCCCAUCCGAUGAUACCCCGGACAGGGCCAAACAGGCAGGAUAUAACCCCACCCACUUUGCCGAAGCACAGCCCCCACACCACUAGAGAGAUAUCUUCAACCACCAACUUACCAUCCUGAGACAAGGCCAAGUACAGCCCACAAAGAUCUCCGCCACGGCACAACCCAAGGGGGGUGCCAACCCAGACAGGAAGAUCACGUCAGUGACUCAACCCACUCAAGUGACGCACCCCUCUUAGGGACGGCAUGGAAAAGCACCAGUAAGCCAGUGACUCAGCCCCUGUAAUAGGGUUAGAGGCAGAGAAUCCCAGUGGAGAGAGGGGAACCGGCCAGGCAGAAACAGCAAGGGCGGUUCGUUGCUCCAGUGCCUUUCCGUUCACCUUCAUACUCCUGGGCCAGACUACACUCAAUCAUAGGACCUACUGAAGAGAUGAGUCUUCUAUAAAAACUUUAAGGUUGAGACCGAGUCUGCGUCUCUCACAUGGGUAGGCAGACCAUUCCAUAAAAAUGGAGCUCUAUAGGAAAAAGCCCUAUAGUUAGAAUAUAUGGGCACUUUGAAUACAGUGUUGUUUGAGAUGACAAUUAAUUAAAAUGCCAGGGAGGAGUUAUUGUGACAGCGUAGGAACUAAAGUGUUUCCUAUGGGAGCCUAUUAGCUUUGGCUACAUAGCAUGUUUUCUCUUGGCAACUUCAUGUAGCUAACAUAUUCUUGCUUUGCAUAUUCGUCUUUGAUUUAGAAGAUACUGUUGCACAAAUAACAUGCUGAUUUAGGUCUAUACCAUCAGUGGUGUUAUCCAGCUGUAUUGGCUAGCUACGUUUGCUCUUACUCAGUACAUUUAUUAGCUAGCUAGCUAUUAGCGCCUAACAAUUAGCAUCUCACAAGAUUUAGGCAAACUGGCAAAAAAAAAGACAAACGACCUGUUUCCUGAUGUAAGAAACAAACUAAUAGUGUCAUUAUAGAAGGCUAGUGGAUUUGUAUUAAGAAGCCGAAAUGAAAACAGCAUUGUUGUCAUCAACAAUGUUGCAUGUGCUGCAUUGACCAGGCAGACUGAACGUAAGUGUUACGUGGAUGAGGAACAUCAAAUGCGCUUCUUGAGUGACGGGGGUGUGGCUAAGGUCUGUGUGGAAAGUGGCACGGAGAGAAAGAGAGAGAUGACUCAGGUAAUUAACAUUACACAUGGCGUAUCACAUUUAACAAACCAAACAUUCAAAUACCGUUAUAGUAGGUAAAAUAAAAACCCAAACCGGUCCCUGCAUCAAUAUCGGUAUAUCAUGAAAUACGGUAUACCGCCCAGCCCUAAUUUACAAUGGUGUUUGACCACCACUAGUUGCCCUUUUCUUAUGGCAGCGGUCACAAAUCUGUCUGCGGUGGUGGAACACUGUGUUAUUUCACCUAAUAUAUAGAUACAGUGCCUUGCAAAGGUAUUCGAGCCCCCUUGGCGUUUUUCCUGUUUUGUUGCAUUACAACCUGUCAUUUAAAUUGAUUUUUAUUUGGAUUUCAUGUAAUAUACACAAAAUAUACCAAAUUGGUUAAGUGAAAUGAAAAAAAUUACUUAUUUCGAAAAAAUUCAAAAAUAUGUUAUGCGUGCAUACAGUUGAAGUCAGAAGUUUACAUACACCUCAGCCAAACACAUUUAAACUCAGUUUUUCACAAUUCCUGACAUUUAAUCCAAGUUAAUAGUCCCUCUCUCGUCAGUUAGGAUCACCUCUUUACUUUAAGAAUGUGAAAUGUCAGAAUAAUAGUAGAGAGAAUGAUUUAUUUCAGCUUUUAUUUCUUUCAUCACGUUCCCAUUGGGUUAGAAGUUUACUACAUACACUAAAUUAGUAUUUGGUAGCAUUGCCUUUAAAUUGUUUAACAAAGGUCAAAUGUUUCGGGUAGCCUUCCAAAAGCUUCCCACAAUAAGUUGGGUGAAUUUUGGCCCAUUCCUCCUGACAGAGCUGGUGUAACUGAGUCAGAUUUGUAGGCCUCCUUGAUCGCACACGCUUUUUCAGUUCUGCCCACAAAUCUUCUGUAGGAAAGGUCAGGGCUUUGUGAUGGCCACUCCAAUACCUUGACUUUGUUGUCCUUAAGCCAUUUUGCCACAACUUUGGAAGUAUGCUUGGGGUCAUUGUCCAUUUGGAAGACCCAUUUGCGACCAAGCUUUAACUUCCUGACUGAUGUCUUGAGAUGUUGCAAUAUAUUCACAUAAUUUUCCUACCUCAUGAUGCCAUCUAUUUUGUGAAGUGCACCAGUCUCUCCUGCAGCAAAGCACCCCCACAACAUGAUGCUCCACCCCCGUACUUCACGUUUGGGAUGGUGUUCUUCGGCUUGCAAGCCUCCCCCUUUUAUCUCCAAACAUAACAAUGGUCAUUAUGGCCAAACAGUUCUAUUUUUGUUUUAUCAGACCAGAGGACAUUUCUCCAAAAGUACGAUCUUUGUCCUUAUGUGCAGUUGCAAACCGUAGUCUGGCUUUUUUAUGGCGGUUUUGGAGCAGUGGCUUCUUCCUUGCUGAGCGGCCUUUCAGGUUAUGUCGAUAUAGGGCUCGUUUUACUGUGGAUAUAGAUACUUUUGUACCUGUUUCGUGUUGUUCUGGGAUUGAUUUGCACUUUUUGCACAAAAGAACGUGUCUCCUUCCUGAGCGGUAUGGCGGCUGUGUGGUCCCAUGGUGUUUUUGCUUGCGUACUAUUUGUACAGAUGAACGUGAUAUCUUCUGGCAUUUGGAAAUUGUUCCCAAGGAUGAACCAGACUUGUGGAGGUCUCCAAUUUUUUUUUCUGAGGUCUUGGCUGAUUUCUUUUGAUUUUCCCAUGAUGUCAAGCAAAGAGGCACUAAGUUUGAAGGCAGGCCUUGGAAUACAUCCACAGGUACACCUCCAAUUGACUCAAAUGAUGUAAAUUAGCCUAUCAGAAGUUUCUAAAGCCAUGACAUCAUUUUCUGGAAUUUUCCAAGCUGUUUAAAGGCACAGUCAACUUAGUGUAUGUAAACUUCUGACCCACUGGAAUUGUGAUACAGUGAAAUAAUCUGUCUGUGAACAAUUGUUGGAAAAAGGACUUGUCAUGCACAAAGUAGAUGUCCUAACCGACUUGCCAAAACUAUCGUUUGUUAACAAGUUAUUUGUGGAGUGGUUUAAAAACAAGUUUUAUUGACUCCAACCUAAGUGUAAACUUCCGACUUCAACUGUAUAGUGUAUGUGGACACCCUUUUAAAUAGUGGAUUCUGCUAUUUCAGCCACACCCGUUGCUGAUAGGUUUAUAUAAUCGAGCACACAGCCAUGCAAUCUCCAUAGACCGACAUUGGCAGUAGAGUGGCCUUACUGAAGAACUCUCUGACUUUCAACAUGGCACUCACUGUCAUAGAAUGCCACCUUUCCAACAAGUCAGUUUGUCUCAUUUCAGCCCUGUUAGAGCUGGUCUGGUCAACUCUAAGUGCUGUUAUUGUGAAGUGGAAACAUCUAGGAGCAACAACUGCUCAGAUUGGUAUGCCUUACAAGCUCACAGAACUGGACCGCCGAGUGUUAAAGUGAGUAGUUUGUAAAGAUCCUCUCUCCUCGUUUGAAACACUCAGUACUGAGUUCCAAACUGCAUCUGGAAGCAACGUCAGCACAAGACCUGUUUGUUGGGAGCUUCAAGAAGUGGGUUUCCAUGGCCGAGCAGCCGCGCACAAGCCUAAGAUCACCACGCGCAAUGCCAAGCGUUGGCUGGGGUAGUGUAAAGCUCGCCACCAUUGGACUCUGAAACAGUGGAAACGCAUUCUCUGGAUUGAUGAAUCAUGCUUCACCAUCUGGCAGUCUAAUGGACGAAUCUGGAUUUGGUGGAUGCCAGGAGAACGCUACCUGCCCGAAUGCAUAGUGCCAACUGUAAACUUUGGUGGAGGAAUAAUGAUCUGAGACGUUUUUCAUGUUUCAGGCUAGGCCCCUUAGUUCCAGUGAAGGGAAAAUCUUAACGCUAUAGUAUACAAUGACAUUCUAGACGAUUCUGUGCUUCCAACUUUGUGGCAACAGUUUAGGAGAGGCCCUUUCCUGUUUCAUCAUGACAAUGCCCCCAUACAGAAAUGGUUUGUCGAUCAGUGUGGAAGAACUUGACUGGCCUGCGCAGAGCCCUGUCCUCAACCCUAUUGAACACCUUUCAGAUGAAUUGGAACGGCGACUGCAAGCCAAGACUAAUCGCCCAACAUCAGUGCCUGACCUCACUAAGGCUCUUGUGGCUGAAUGGAAGCAAGUCACCGCAGCAAUGUUCCAACAUCUAGUGGAAAGCAUUCCCAGAAGAGUGGAGGCUGUUAUUUCAGCAAAGUGGGAACCAACUCCAAAUGAAUGCCCAUGAUUUUGUAAUGAGAUGUUUGACGAGCAGGUUUCCACAUACUUUUGGUCAUGUACUGUACCUCACUAAAACGAUAGAGCAUUGACACAUUGUGCCGUCAGAGUCCCAGGUUAUGUGUCUCCGUUUUGCUUAAAGCUGUACAUCUUAACUCCCCUCAUUGUCUCUCUACUGUCAAAUCCUGCUUGUCUUCCUUAGAAAAGGUUCUGAAUAGCAAUGGUGGCUGGUGACUUAAAUUAAUAAGGAGGACAAUGACUAACUCCAUUGGCAAGCUUCCUUUUCUGUAUAAGUCUAAAGCCUGUUAACAAUGUCUCAGAUACCCAAAUACUGUACUGCACAUAUUUGAAUAUACAUGCUGAUGAACAAAUACCCCAGCUAUGAGAGACAGUGACACACAAAAUAUGUAUUUUGUAUAGUGAUGAUGCUAUGGUUCUCUCCUCUUGAUGUUGCUGUACAGCCUGUUCUCUCCUCUUGAUGUUGCUGUACAGCCUGUUCUCUCCUCUUGGUCUUGUUGUACAGCCUGUUCUCUAGUCUCCUUCGUGGUCUUGUUGUACAGCCUGUUCACUAGUCUCCUUCGUGGUCUUGUUGUACAGCCUGUUCACUAGUCUCCUCUGUGGUCUUGUUGUACAGCCUGUUCACUAGUCUCCUCUGUAGUCUUGUUGUACAGCCUGUUCACUAGUCUCCUCUUGGUCUUGUUGUACAGCCUGUUCACUAGUCUACUCUUGAUGUUGU